Molecule: messenger RNA, 867 nt
Organism: Spinacia oleracea (spinach)
Lineage: Eukaryota; Viridiplantae; Streptophyta; Magnoliopsida; Caryophyllales; Amaranthaceae
Exons: 1
Coding region: 1-867 (288 amino acids)
Source: RefSeq, a predicted model, not a curated record
AUGAAGUUGCCGGUGGAAACCCGAGAUAGCUCCCUUUAUUGUAAGUUCCAUUGUGAUGUAGGGCAUGAAACCAAAGAUUGCAAGAGUCUGCGCAGAGCUCUCAGUGGAUUAGCCGGUAAAGGAUUUCUGAAAUCAUAUCUCAGCACGAGCACCGGGGGAAAUGGUAAAAAGUUCUAUAAGAAAAGUAAGUCACCGUCAUAUCGGCGUGAUAGCAAUGACACUGAUCCAGAAAUCAUAGCCGUCAUCUCUGGAGGCCUAGCCGCUGGGGGCCCAACCAUGAGAGGGCAAAAGGACUAUGCAAGCCGGUUGGGGCAGGUAAUGUUGUCAGGAAAAGCUCCAAUGGACCACUUCCCUAAAUUAGAGAUUUGUGAAGCCGAUAGAGGCAAUAUAGCCACUCCUCAUGACGAUCCCUUGGUUAUUGAACUGAAGGUAGCGAACCUCAAAGUAAGGCGUAUCUUAGUAGACACGGGGAGUUCGUCAGAUAUUAUUAGUACAGCUUGUCUGAAUCGUCUCAACCAUGAUCCUAAGAUGAUUGAAAAGAUACAUUAUCCCAUCAUUGGAUUUGGAGGCGGCAUAAUUCAUCCCCAAGGGAUAAUCACUCUGCCCCUACGAGUAGGAGGCCGGCAUCAAAGUAGGAACUUGAACGUUCGAUUUCUGAUUGUGAAGGAUCUCACUACUUACAAUAUCAUCUUGGGACGUCCCACUUUGAAUCAGGCCAAAGCAGUGGUCGUCACUCAUCUUAUGCUUAUGAAGUAUGUCUGUGAUAAAGGCCAAGUCGGCACUAUUCAUGGUGAUCAACAACUAGCAAGAGAUUGUUAUCUCACUACACUAAGUCCUGAGGCUUGGGGAGGCAGCAAGACUGAUUAA